Erythranthe guttata (spotted monkey flower) is the source of this 1775-nucleotide messenger RNA. Its product is annotated as beta-glucuronosyltransferase GlcAT14B. NCBI's taxonomy places the organism in Eukaryota, Viridiplantae, Streptophyta, Magnoliopsida, Lamiales, Phrymaceae. Gene Ontology annotation, molecular function: glucuronosyltransferase activity. Gene Ontology annotation, cellular component: membrane. The record is from RefSeq and is a predicted model, not a curated record.
CAUUAUUUUAUACAAUCGAUUUAAAAUAGUAGUUAAUUUUCUACGGUAUUGAAUCUCAGAAUCUGAAGCAGAGAAAUUUUUGAGUAAUCUUCCAACAAAACCAGAAAAAAACGCAACCAGCCAACCACCGUAACCCCACCGCAGAACCACCGCCUCAAAUUUCCAUCACCGCCGUCGGUUCAAAAUUAGUGAUGUUCGUGAGCAGAAUUCGUCAAUAAUUUGGGUGGCGAUGAAGAAGCUGAAGAACUACUACUUACAUCUGAAGCAUCGCCACCGCCACACAAUGGAGAAGAAAUGGAUCUUCCCGCUCGCAAUCGGCUCCGUAAUCUCGCUCUUCCUCCUCUUCCUGACAACGCUAACCUCCCCCGACGGCUCGCCGCUCCUCCCCCUCCGCCUCAAUUACCCGUCGCCGUCCUCCGCCGCCGCCUCCUUCUUCGUCGAGUCGAAGCUCGAGCCCCUCCCGGUCUCCGACCUCCAACCUCCGCCGCGAUUGGCGUACCUAAUCUCCGGCUCCGCCGGAGACGGCGGAAUGCUCCGCCGCACGCUCGAAGCCCUAUACCACCCGAACAAUCAGUACGUCGUGCACCUCGAUGCGGAGUCCUCCGGCGAGGAGCGCCUCGAUCUGUACAAUUACGUCGAUACGCAUUCGGUUUUUCGGAGAUUCGAGAAUGUACGGAUGAUUUCUAGGGCUAAUUUGGUAACUUACCGCGGGCCGACAAUGGUGGCGAAUACACUGCACGCGGCUGCUAUUCUGCUGAAGGAAGGUGGUGACUGGGAUUGGUUUAUCAAUCUCAGCGCAUCUGAUUACCCACUCGUUACUCAAGAUGACUUGCUGCACGCUUUUUCGUACUUGCCGCGGGACCUUAAUUUCAUGGAUCAUACUAGUGACAUUGGCUGGAAAGAGUUUCAGAGAGCGAAGCCAGUAAUUAUCGAUCCGGGGUUGUAUAUGACGAAAAAAACCGAUGUAUUUUGGAUUACGCAGCGAAGAAGUGUGCCAACUGCGUUUAAACUCUUCACGGGGUCGGCAUGGAUGGUACUUUCUCGACCAUUCGUAGACUACUGCAUAUGGGGGUGGGACAAUUUACCGAGAACCGCCCUCAUGUACUAUUCAAACUUCAUAUCUUCCCCCGAAGGCUAUUUCCACACCGUAAUAUGCAACGCUAAAGAAUUCCGAAACACGACCGUGAAUAGCGACCUACACUUCAUAUCGUGGGACAACCCUCCGAAGCAACACCCUCACUAUCUUACCCUAAAAGACAUGCAAAGAAUGAUCGACAGUAAUGCCCCUUUCGCUCGAAAGUUUCACCGUGACGACCCCGUGCUUGAUAAGAUCGAUGAGGAGCUUCUGUUUCGGGGUAAGGGUAUGCUUGUGCCAGGUGGCUGGUGCUUAGGUGGCGGUGAGAAUGGGACCGAUCCUUGCCUUGUUGUGGGGAAUGAUACUGCGGUGCUCAGGCCCACCGUAGGCGCGAAGAGGGUCGAGAGUCUUGUGGUGUCUCUUUUGUCGGAGGGUAGUUUUGAGUCGCGGCAGUGCAAAUAGCGGAAGCUCGGUCGUUCUUUGGGGCGAAUUGAUGUCUCUUUUGGUUAAGCUUUGUAACUAAUUUUUUUUUUAAUUAUUUUUGUUUGUGUAAUUAUAAGGUUUUGGUAAUAGAGUAAUUAAUGAUGAGGUGAAUUAUAUGAGAAUGGUGAUGGGAUUUUGUUGUUACUGCCUGUAAUCAUUCAUCAGCACUCUUUUUCUUUUGCGUAGAAGGGUUAAAUUAGAAAUUGUGUUCCAUUUU